AUGAGCGAUCCAAAAAUUGCAGCAAAUGAUCCAAUUUUCUUUAGUCAUCACUGUUUUGUUGAUUUGAUAUGGGAAUUAUAUCGUUGGAAACAACAAACUUAUGCCCAAAGACCAGUUCAAUACACACCAGAUAAACGAGAAUGUGAACCUGCUGUUCAUUUCAAAGAAGCAAAAAUGACAACAUUUCCUUUCUUUAAAAAUCUCGACGGAUGUAGAAAUGAAUAUACAGACAAUAUGUACGAAUAUGCUCCGAGGCCAACGUGUACAGUAAAAAAGCCAGAUUGUGGGUCAAAAUAUUUGUUUUGUGACCUCUCCCAUGUAACACCCCAUUGCGCAGCAAAAGUGCGCAUAGGCGGAGAUUGUAAAGGAUUUACUAAAGGAGAACAAGUUUGCUAUAACGGUAAAUGUGUGAAAAAUGUUUGUGUUGGUCAACAGGUAAAACAAUAA
This is a messenger RNA of Meloidogyne enterolobii, 447 nucleotides long. The record is from the annotation of a GenBank genome assembly. Lineage: Eukaryota; Metazoa; Nematoda; Chromadorea; Rhabditida; Meloidogynidae.